UAUAGAAUCUCAUUUCAUGAAGCUGAAUAUUUUGAUACAAUCCUAAAGUUUAAUGUUGAUUCACAUCUGCAAGGGCAGUUGAUGAAGACGGCUUGAAGGCACAAAUGGGGGAAAGAUCCAGUACAUCUUUGUCGUUACCAAGAAGCACUAGCAAAGACCAGACUCCUACCCUCCUCUGGAAGAAGAAAUUAACCUGCGACGAUCUCCACGCCGGCAACCUCAAGGUUCCUGCAGGACUUUUUGUAGCGAAGAGACGACGUGACAGGAUGAUGGUAGUACCAUUUCUGGACAAUAAGGGAGCGGUCUGGGAGAUGCAGGCUUCAUACCAUGGGCUUUCAUUGAACUGGAACAAAUUUGUGAAGGAACAUGGAUUGCAACCCAAUGAUGUGAUUUUCUUCUACGAUGAUGACUCCAUUUCUGAGUACUACAUCAUUCACUAUGAAAAAAAUGGUGAAGGGCAUUCAGAAUCAAGGUGAUUAAUUUUCUUCCUUCGCUUUUGGUAUUAGGGCGCUUGCCAAAUUGUAUCUCUCUUCAACUUUUCUUUCAUAUCAUUCUAUUCCAUCACAUAAAAAUAAAAUUGCUAAAUUUUUAGCCUAGCAUUGUUUGUGUUUGUUUCUUAGUUGUGGAAAGUGAUAAGUUCUU
This is a messenger RNA of Vitis riparia (riverbank grape), 642 nucleotides long. Its product is annotated as B3 domain-containing protein At5g06250-like. Gene Ontology annotation, molecular function: DNA binding. NCBI's taxonomy places the organism in Eukaryota, Viridiplantae, Streptophyta, Magnoliopsida, Vitales, Vitaceae. The transcript has 2 exons. The coding region runs from base 105 to 476 and encodes 123 amino acids. The record is from RefSeq and is a predicted model, not a curated record.